AUGAAAUAAUAACCAGAACUAGAGAUUCCUACUCUACAAUAAUAGGAUAAAUAUUUGGAGAAGAAACGACAAGGACAGGGGUUGGAUAAGAAUUUCAAAUUAUUUAACGACUUUCUUAAAUUACGAGCAGCAGACUUCUCAAAAGUUACUAUCAUGUUACUAGUUUCGUUUUUUCAUUAAGCUUUGAGUUAUAUUGCUUAGUAAGGCUCAUUAUUAUAUUCUGAUAUAAGCACCUUGCAGAUUUACACUAUUCAACAGAGAGCACCUUGUUAAAUCAAAUUCUAAGUGCGUGUCAAUAUGUAGACAUUCUCAGUUUAUUACGGAUUGACACUAAAUUUUCGUAUUUCCUAUUUACGGUAGCACUAAUCUUCACAAUUGGUCUGACUCUCCUAUAUUUAAUAAUAUUUAUUUUGGGACAAGAGUACAAACCUAGAAAAAAGUUUAUUGGGAAAGUAUAUAAUUUAUCAUAAUGUAAUAGUUAUUUGUGUUACUUUGUGAUAUGUAUAUUUGGUUAAUGUUCUUUCCAUGUAUGGUAACUUGUUUUGAAUUUUGUAUUUGUAACUAAGAAUAGGAUUGUAAUUUUGAUGUAGUCAGAAUCAUCCUAACAUUAUUGGCUAUUUUUGGAUUAAUAUGUGGUUUACUUAAUAUAAUAGUAUUAACUGCCUUGUUUCAUAACAAUUGGGAAAAUAAAAAGGAUUGUUUUAAUGGCGAAAAUGUAAUCUAUUUAAGUAGUUAUCAGUUCAGUCGCUUUAUAAUGGCAUUCUUUGUAGUUUUUAGGUAUAAUCACUUAUUAUAUUGAAGCACCAAAGUAUACACUUUUCUAUGGCUAUGUAUGAUAGUUUCCUUUUUGCUUUAUACGUUCUUUUUAGUAAACAUACUAAUCGGAAAUGGUUUCUUAGCUUUUGGGACUAAAUAUACUAGAACAUUAUUCAUCAUAAUGUUGAUAUUUUUGGUUAGCAUAACCUUUUCAACUAUAAUUGAUGAAUUACACCGAAGUUAGAAUUCUGAUAAAAGUAUUGAAAAUUUCAGCGUUUACUUUGUAUUCACUUUUACCUUUCUGUUGUUGGCAGUUGGAUACAAUUUGAGACAUACUCAAAGUCUAACUAUUUAGUUUGAUAUCCAUUCUCUCACUCCUGAUGCGUUAUAAAAAUAAAUAUAUACAACUCUUGCCUUUUUAGAGGUUUCACUCAGUGACAUUUCGAUUGACACUUAUUUUAAGGGAAUUCUGUAGAGACAUUUGGAUUUCGAAUGUCAACAUCCUGAGAUAAAAGGAGAAGCGAGAUGUUUCUGUAAGAAGAAAAGAGUCUUUGAUUCUAAGAAGCGAAAGGAAGUGAGAGUUGAAGAAUGGUUUACGACGAAAGCUAUAAUAAUGAAGUUCUUGAUGAAGAGUUGGAUAGAGACCUAUCUUAGUAAUAGACCUAAUGAUGUAGGUAUUCAAAUACUCUAUGCAAGGUAGGAUAUUUGACUAAAUUAGGUUUAUGUUCAGUAAAUUUCAUAACCAUCAGAUUGCAUUGCAUAUCCUAUCAAAUCUAGAAAAGCGAUUCACUUUUGUAUUGGAUAGAUACAAAUCGUAUUAAUUAAAAUGGAAAAUAAUAAAAUUCAUAAAACAUAAGAAUAGCGAUAGUUAUAAAGGGAAAUUAGAGAUUGAAAAUGCAUUAUUCGUAGAAGAAUAAAUUGAUUCAAUAAAAAGCAAUAUCACAACCAUUCUGAAGUAGAACUGUAUAUUCUGGAAUAAUCUUCAAUAAACAACUAUUGAUAUGAGUGAGAUGGACAAUCUGUUGAAGAUGCAAUUCAAAAAAAUAGAAGAGACUAAACAUUUAUGGAUAACAAUUACUAAUUAUCUGGAGUAUAAAAAGAAGUGGAAAUUUUAUUAUGCUUGGUUCACUCUCUAUAUUUUGAAUAAGAAAAUUAAAAAUAGAAUACUUGAUAACUUCUAAGGGUUCUAGGUAAAUGAGAAUGAUAUCUUCUCAGAAGAACUGCAAGAACAUAAUGUCGAUGAAGAUGUAAAUAGUGUCAAAUCUGGAUUCUUGGAUAAUGAGAAAAUAGAUAUAAAAAGCAGGAAAAUCAUAUUUGAUAAAAAAGCAUGUAUUAUAUAAGCAAGUGAUGACAUUCAAUCGUCAAUUCUUAAAGUCAAUAAACAAUUUACUCGUAUAUUUGGUUAUUCUAGUGAAGAAGUAGUAAGGAUGUAAGUAUUAUUGAUAAUUUAGGUUGCCAAUAAAUACUUUGAUGCCUGAUGUGUAUAGUAAAGUGCACCCUCAGAUACUCAAUGAUUACAAACAAACUGGUAAGAGUAACUCUCUCUAUUCUCAAAGAAAGAUUUAUUGUCUGCAUAAAUCUGGAGUUAUGUUUACUGCCUGGAAAUUCCUAAAACUGUAUGUUGAUUUGAAUGGCCAAUCAUAAUUCGUUAUUAUGGUGAGACCAACUGAUUUCGAUAAUGAGAAGAAACAUGAUUACAUAAUACUUAAUAAUGAUUGGGAGAUAAAUGGAAUGACUAACAAUGUGCUCUCAGGACUUAAUCUCGAUCCUCGUUUGUUUAAGAAGGCCUCAUCAGAUUAUAUACUCUUCAAUGUUCUUUUAUUUGCACCAAAACUUAUCCAAUAUUCAAGGAUAGCUCCUUUGAUAAACGAAGUAAGAGAUCUGCCCAUCUUUGGCAUGAUGAAAAAUCCUAAGAAACCAGAGAAGAAGAUUCAUAAUUAAAAUGUCCUUGAAAAUCAAUUAUCUAAUUCUAGCAAACCCAAAAUUAAUGUAAAUAUGCUUGGCUCAUCUUCACUCAAAUAAUCAUUUGGGAAACCUAUACAAGGCAUGUAUUCAGAUCUCGAUUUUGGAUCCAAAGUGUUAUUGCCUUAAUAGUCCAUUGAUUAGUAGAUACCUUAAUAAUUGGUGAUCCAAAAUGAAAGAGAUAAAUUCUUAUAACAUCAAAUGAGUUCUAUUAGUGAUAAGAAUGAAUUUGAGGAUUUCAAUAAAUAGAUAGGUUAAUUUGAUAAGAUCUAAAAUCUCAAUUAAGAAAUGGAAAGAAGAGCUGAAGAGUAGAUUAAUCAAUUCAAAGAAUCAUAAUUCUAAAACAACUAUUAGAAAAUUUAAACUAUGGGCAAAUAAGAUAAGGAUGCUUACAGUGAGGAUAAUGCAAGCAGAGAUGAAAUGAUUGAAAAAAUCAAAGGAAUUAAAAUGUUAGAAGGCAAAAUCAAUGGCGGAGAAUAAAUUCAAUUCAGAAUGAAAAUCCCAGAAAACAUGGAUAAAAUAAUUGAAUAUUAUUCAUCUUAAAAAUCUAAAAUGUACUAAUUAAAAAAAUAGCAAGAUGAAGUAUGAUAUCAAUUAUUACAAUUAUUUUAGCACGUUAAAUAGGAAGAAAUUAUAGAUCAAGGAAAGAAGAAAGAUAAAGACAAGCUCUUUGUCAAAUAAGGCACAAAACAUAUGGAAUUUAGGAAAAAAGCUAGAUUGAUGUUCUAAAAGGCAGCAGAAUUGAAGCGAUGUUAAGAUGAUGUGUAAAUAUAUUAAUCAUAUGAUAUAGAAAUUUCUAUGAAUUAUUGGUUGAGAUCUAUUAGAAACUAAUAUAAGAACAAAAGUCUCGGACAUUUAAAGUAAAUUGUACUAUUUAAUUCAUUAAAAUUAAAGAUGAAAGAGUUGGUAUCAUCAAGAUUAUAUCAAUAAAUGAAAUAAUGAAGAUUAAAAGAGUGGCCAGAGAAAGGGAUGGGAAUCGUAAGCAAUCAUUCUUUCUGAAGAACCUUUAACCUUCAAGAGAUUUAGUAGCAAAAGCAUCAAAAUUAUCUGCUACAAAUAUUUAAAGCCAAUUUGAAAACUCAAAAUUUGUAUCUAUGGCAAGUGAAAGCGAUACUAAAUAAUAAGCAAGUCCUUUAGAAGUGAAAAAUGGUUAAAAGAAUCCUCUUCUUAAAGAUAAAUCUUGUAAGGGAACCUUAGGCUACCAGAUGAAUGUUCCAGUUUAAGAAAUGGAUGAUGAUAAGGAUCUAUUGAUUGAUAGUAAGGCCUUUAAUAAGAUGAUUAAUUGGGAUACCUUUUAGUAGCAAUUUAAGAUGCAACAGGGAGCACUUAACUUUUCCCUUAAUGCUGGAGAUAAUAUAUUCAGAAAAGAAGACAAUAAUAGACCUCGUAAAUUCUUGAUUAAGAUUGCCUAUCUAACUUGGUUUUUGAGAAUAAUGUUUGUUGCCAUCAUUACCUUAAAUCUUUUAACUUACUUCCUCAAACCUUUCGUAGAAUUCAAUCCUAUGAUUUCUUAGGCUAAUAGAAUCUUGGCGUUAUCGUAAAUGCAAACAACUAUGAUUGAAACCUAUGAUACUCUCUUAGAUCUAUUAAUAUAUUAAGAUGAACCCGAUUAUAAUGAAAUGGGUAUGUCAGACUAAUUGGCCUAUUACAAUUAUCAAUUAUCAAAGGUUCAGGAGAGUUACGAUUAUAUUAAACUGCAAAUUAAGGAUCUAGAUCAACUUCAGACCUUUCUUGACGAUGAUAUUUUUUAUUCUAGUGCCAUCUCAGAUGAAUCUAUUAUUGGCUAAGCCAAUACUACUCUUAUUUUAGACAGCAAAGACUUCUUCACUAAAUUCAUUAUGCUAGAACAUCAAAUAUCUAUGAUGAAUGCUUCUUCACUAGAGAUCAUGAGUCCCUCAGACCCACUUGUUAAAUUUAUUCGGCAUGUGACUAUACCAUAAUUAUACAACCAACUAAAUAAUGCUGUUAUGGAUUUAUAGACUAUGGUGUUGGAGAAAUCCAACUCCAUUUCUGAUUUUGUUAUAGUAAUUCUCAGCAUCGAAGGUUCUCUAUUAGCGAGUGGUUUUUUUGGAUUGUUGAUUAUAAUCUUUUGGAUUAGUCAAACUUACAAGGCAGUUUUGAAAAUCUUCAUCCUUAUAUAAAAGAAUGAUUUGAAUAAGAUCGUCAAACAAUAAAAGUUCAUUGAACAUCAAUUUAAGUACAUCAUUGCAAAAGACCAAGAAAUUGCUGGAGUGUAACCAAAAGGUGUUUAUCAAAGAGUAAAUUCAAUCUCAUCUAAACAUAAUUUUUAAUUGCAAUAGAACUUCCUCUUAAUCAAUGAGGAAGAGGAAUAGAAUAUGAAUAAGAAAAGAGAGAAAAAUAUCAUUGAUCGAUAAUGGCUAAAAUCUUUGACUCUUAAAUUAUAUGCAACAUAUGUCCUAUUAGUGCUAUUAUAGGCAGGGACUUCCUUUGCCUUCUUCUUUUCACUAAAAUAAGCAAGUAGCAAUAUAAGUCAACUGAUUUAAAUAGGCCAAGUUUCAAUUUCGGACUUUUCAAAUAAUCAACUUCUAUUAGUAUCUGUUAAAGAGCGAUACUACAAUGAGGACAAUUAUGAAUCGAACUAUCUUCCAUAAGUGAAGGCUUUACUCGAAAUUUAAAUUGAAAGUAUCAAAAAAACCCCUUAAAUUGAUAAUCCUGGGUGGGGUAACUACUAUAAUGGAUUCCAAGCAAUAUAUUUUGAUAAUCUUUGCGAUUAUCUUUUUAAUCAAUCUUGUAAAUUAAUUAUAUAUUUCUUUAGAAUUAACCACAACUGAAUCGUCUGAUUGUGAACAAUUAGUGAAUGGCAAAUUAAAAGCUGGUAUUGUGGCAUUUAAUUAAUAUUUUCUCUCAAAUGUGCAAGACUAUGUUCUAUUAAAUGCGGAUAGAUUUGGCUUUAUCAAUAGUAAAAUAAUUUGGAACCUUAAUUCUUGUGUGGACUAUGUCAAAACAGCCUUUAAAUAUUUGCUUACUGAAUGGGCUCAAGUAUAAUAUCAUUAUACAUUUUACUAGGAUUUAAAUUAGCUCAUCGAUUCCAAUAUCACCUUAAUUUUAGUUUUGCUUAUAGUCAUGCAGUUGUUAUAAUUAAUCGUAUUUUUGGCAAUUGCUGAGAUGUAUUUGGUUGACCAACUCAAUAAGGCAUUUUCUUUUUAUCGAUUAGUUUAUAAAUCCUAUAUGCCAAAUGAUAUCAUUCAAAAGGAAAAAAUCAUUAGAGCCCAAUUAAUACGUUAUAAUAUAAUAAAGAAAUGA
Molecule: messenger RNA, 5982 nt
Organism: Paramecium octaurelia
Lineage: Eukaryota; Ciliophora; Oligohymenophorea; Peniculida; Parameciidae
Source: the annotation of a GenBank genome assembly